This is a messenger RNA of Strongylocentrotus purpuratus (purple sea urchin), 1179 nucleotides long. RefSeq lists its product as uncharacterized. The record is from RefSeq and is a predicted model, not a curated record. Lineage: Eukaryota; Metazoa; Echinodermata; Echinoidea; Camarodonta; Strongylocentrotidae. Bases 216 to 926 code for a protein of 236 amino acids. The transcript is spliced from 5 exons.
UUUUGGGCUUGCUAAUCAAUAUAUAUCAGGUCCUGUUUUAACCGCUAAUCUAAUAGUUAAACUUCCAUAGAAGAAGUCGUAUGAAAGGGGAUCGGCAUAGUAUUAGAAAGGAGAAUUUCUCUUCUCUUUGCAUUCUCACUUUCCGUGGAGUAGGAAUAACUGUAGGAAUCUGAUGCCAUAUUAGCUAACGACUUUUCACCAAGAAUUGAGAGAAAAUGGAGAAGACAAUGGACUCAACAUCGGCCAAAAUUCACGCCAUCUCCUCGGUCGUGGUCGCCACCAUCAUGGCCAUCGGAAUGAUCAUCGCCGCCGUUAUCUUAGCAGGUGGCGACUAUGGUCGAGACCUGAACCGGUGCACGAGCACGAGCGGAGGGGGAGCCUUGAAAGCUAUGGACAAAAACGUGGUCAUGAACGUAAUGAUGCUUGAUGGGAAGACAGAGAUAGGUAUGCAGAGAGCACGAUACGACUACGAUGCUAACACGAUCUUGGUCGAAACUCCUACGAACAUGACCGGCUUUAGAGAAGCAACCGUCGCCAUCGACUUCACAAGGUCCAUACUUUUCACUGACGUACACGGCCAGUCUCUUUGUUUGGCAUCAGCACUGCAUGGAGACAUGAUGGACAUGGCGGAUAUGUUUACAAACUUCAUGAGGGACGGAAAGCAACAGGCCAUCGACAUAGCAGCGGCGCGUAUUAAGGAAAUGAACUACGCCAUUCAAGGGAAAAUCUCCGCCGGUUACGUCACCAACUCUAACGGACCAAUCAUAAGCGCUCUGUGCACCGGAGAUGCCUCCUAUUGGACAGAACAGACUUCCGUGAUGGGAGGUGGGCGGAGAAAGCGUGCCGUGACAUUUGCAGGGACAAUACGAAUUUGCAUAUUCGGAUUCUGUUUCGACAUUGCGUUCGAUUCAACAGAUGAUAAUUAACGACUCAAAUUGUUGAAAAUAGAGUUUGAUAAAGCAAUAAAAAGGUCAUCUUCGGUUUUGGUACGGAAACAGCGGUUUGAUGGAAGAUAUCUGUACGCGACUUUGAAUCGCUCAUUACAUCUGAUUGUGCAUAUCAUGUGUUGCUCAAAGGAAAACCUUCUGUUGAUGCCUAUUUUGUGGCUAUUUCACAUGUGGCAAACCAGCGACCUAAGACAUCCUUGUCCUUCCAAAAAAAAAAAAAAAAAAAAAAAAA